Molecule: messenger RNA, 3150 nt
Organism: Bradysia coprophila
Lineage: Eukaryota; Metazoa; Arthropoda; Insecta; Diptera; Sciaridae
Product: protein argonaute-3-like
Molecular function (GO): protein binding; RNA binding
Source: RefSeq, a predicted model, not a curated record
UUGUAAAAUCAUCUGUUCAUUAAAUUCGAAGAAUUAGAAUUAUGCUGACUGCAAGCACUUUGUGUUCUUUACUGUUUAUUGUGUAAUCUUAUUUUUUGUGUUAUUAAAUUUUAAAUGUUUUGAAAUCAAAGACUAUGAAUUCAAAUCGACAAACUCACCGUGGUUUCGGCAGAGGAGAACUUCUACGAAGAUUGGCAGCAAACGCUGCUGCAAGUUCAUCGUCAACAUCGGAUGAAACUCGUAGUAAUAUCUCAUCAGCUACAUCCACGGAUUCUUUACUGGAUGACACAACAACCACGAAUAAUACCAGUUUAUCACCAGCUGACGUUGGUAUCUUAAAUUGUAGUACUACAUCAACCGAUUUUAAUGAUACGGGCUUCAAUUCAACAUUGACCACCAACGGUAAUGCGCGACCUCAAGGCCGGGGACGUUUGCUGCAAAGUAUGCUGCUUGCCCAACAAUCAAUUUCCAAUAAUUCGUUUAAUUUGGAGUCUGAGCCAAAACCAUUCGGUAUGGGACGUGGCAGAUUGUUAAAGGCUCUGGCUGAAGCAAAUCACCAAGCUGAGAAGAAAGCAGAGGAAAGUGUGGCGAACGUUGAAGACUCAAUUGAAAAUUUGUCGCUGGGAAGUUCGGAAGAGGAGCCAGUUAUUCGAAGAGGAACAAGCGGAAGGGACGUUGAAAUUAUGACCAACUUCCUGGAACUGCGCUUCGAUUCAAACAAAGGAGUUUUUUACUACGAAGUCCGUUACACUCCCGAUGUGCAUGCCAAAAACUUGCGGGAAAAAUUGCUGAGUCAACACAAAGGGGUGAUAGGAAGCACACGAACAUUUGAUGGUGUCACCCUAUACUUACCGAUAAAGCUACCGAACCAAAUCACCGAAUUAACAUCAGAGAGUCCAACCGACGGUACCACAUACCAACUGCGCAUAAUUUUUAAACGAAAAAUGAGGAUGAGCGAGUGCACACAUCUCUACAACGUUCUGUUCGAUCGGAUUAUGAAACAGUUGCAAUACGUUCGUUUCGGCCGUAAAAAAUUCGAUCCCACCGCUCCGAAAGUGAUACCGCAACACAAAUUGGAAGUGUGGCCAGGAUAUGUGACAGCUGUUGACGAAUACGAGGAUGGUAUAAUGUUGAAUUUGGACGUGUCACAUCGAUUGCUGUGCAAGAGCACCGUCCUGGAAAUGAUGGUCAAUAUUCACAGAUCUGAUAAGGAGAAUUUCCAAGGCAAUGCUGUGACCGCACUGCUGGGUAGUGUCGUGCUAACUCGAUACAACAAUCGAACAUAUCGAGUCGACGAUGUUGAUUUCGAUGCGUCACCGAAAAGUACAUUCAAGAUGAAUGAUCGCGACAUAUCGUACAUUGAUUACUAUAUGUCACAUUAUGGUAUCCACAUAAUGGAUGAGAAUCAGCCGUUACUGGUUCAUAGAGAAGAGCGCCGCGUCGCCGGUCAGAAAGAAAAAGAAACGAUCACGUUCUUCCUAGUGCCAGAAAUAUGCUACUUGACUGGCAUAACGGACACAUUGAGAUCUGAUCAGAAGGUAAUGCGAGAUAUUGCCACCAUCACCAGAGUGACACCCGAGCAGCGAAUGCAUGCGUACGAAAAGUUCUGCGACAAUGUCAAUAACAGUCCAGAAGCGACUGCAAUUCUGCAAAAUUGGGGCCUGUCGCUGGGUGGACCGCGCAAAAUUUGGGGCAGACAAUUGGAAAAUGAAACCGUUACGUUCGGUAAUGGUAAAUGCAUUGCCGAGAGGGGAGAUUUCAAUAAAUUCGUGGCGAAUCACAGCAUGUUGAAGGUGAUCGAUCUGAAGAGCUGGUUGAUUCUCUAUACGCGACGAGAUGAAAAAGCCACAAAAUCUUUCGUCGAAUUAAUGCAACUAAAUGCAACACCUAUGGGCAUGGAUGUGUGCCGUCCGCGAAUAGAAUGUCUGCAAGAUGAAAAAACGGAAACAUACGUCAGGAAAUUACGCAGUUGCAUUAAUUCAUCGCUCCAAAUUAUUGUUUUGGUAUGUCCGUCUAGCAGAGACGACAGGUAUGCAGCAAUUAAGAAAGUUUGCUGUGCCGAGUUGCCGAUUCCUACACAGGUUAUCAAUGGACGAACGCUGAGCAACGAGGCGAAAAAUCGAGCAAUUGUUCAAAAAAUUGCACUUCAAAUGAACUGCAAAAUGGGCGGCGCAUUGUGGGCGAUCAACAUUCCACUCAAAAAUGGUAUGAUCUGUGGCAUUGACACGUAUCACGAUGCGGACAAGAAGAAAAAUUCCGUCUCUGCAUUUGUUGCCUCUCUGAAUGCAACAUUCACGCAAUGGUUUAGUCGGGCGACGGUUCAAUCGUGCAAGGAAGAACUUUUGAAUGGAUUGUGUCAGUCGUUGAUUGCUGCGCUGACAGCUUAUAAGAAUAACAACGGUGAAUAUCCUGCUAAAAUUAUCGUUUAUCGUGACGGUGUCGGUGACGGUCAACUUGCUGUGGUCAAAGAAUACGAACUUCCUCAGAUGAGAAAUGCGUGUAAAUUGCUUGACGAGAACUAUGAUCCUGCGUUUACGUUUAUUGUGGUGCAGAAGCGGAUACAUGCACGACUCUUUGCCGUCCAUGGUGGUAAAUUGGAGAAUCCAGAGCCAGGUUGUGUUAUCGAUCACACAAUAACUCGUCGCUUUUUGUAUGACUUUUUCCUGGUGCCUCAGAGUGUGCGUCAAGGAACGGUGACUCCUACGCAUUACAUUGUUAUUGAAGACACAUCAGAUUAUCCACCGGAUGUACUACAAAGGCUCAGCUACAAAUUGUGUUACCUGUAUUAUAAUUGGCCGGGAAGUGUGCGUGUACCUGCUUGUUGUCAGUACGCUCACAAAUUGGCUUACCUUGUUGGACAGUCGAUCAAACGUCAACCGGCUGAAAGCCUUUCCGAUAAACUUUUCUUUUUGUAAUUCCAAAGAAUUUUUGAUGUUUUUUGCUCGUGCAAUUGAAUUAAUGUGAGUUUUUCCUAGAUUUUUUAAUUUUACAAUUUGAAUUUUACGAACUAGUGCGUCAAACGAUCAUUUUAUCGAACAAAGCGAUAUUUCUAUUUUUUAAUGAAAUUAUUGAAUCUUAAAAUUAAUGUUAAAGAGUGUCGUUGUCUCAAAAAUUAAUUUAAAUCAGAAAAUAUGACGACUAUGAAGAAGA